Myripristis murdjan (pinecone soldierfish) is the source of this 9059-nucleotide messenger RNA. RefSeq names its product tripartite motif containing 71, E3 ubiquitin protein ligase (gene trim71). The transcript has 7 exons. Bases 1155 to 3641 code for a protein of 828 amino acids. Gene Ontology annotation, molecular function: protein binding; zinc ion binding. The record is from RefSeq and is a predicted model, not a curated record. NCBI's taxonomy places the organism in Eukaryota, Metazoa, Chordata, Actinopteri, Holocentriformes, Holocentridae.
GCUACACGCGCCCAGAGACGGGAGAGCAGCGCCCGCGAGAGCGCACGCCCUGUGUUUAUGUUUAUAUCGGCGACAGAAAGCAAUAGCAGAAACAACAACGGGAAAGGGGACGUACCGAUUCGGCCUGUGUGGUCGUGGUGGAGCGGGGGUUUCCGUUCAGAGGACACCGUUUUUUUUCUAAGCUGCAGGAGGUAAAAGCCCUCGCAUUCCUCCGCGCAGUGAGAGGGGGGAUACCAGCGGACCGACUGAACGGGAAGGCAGAGCUGGAAAGCGGCCUCCUUACCACCGGGGGGAUCGGUGAACUCGCCUACACAGGUUCGCUAUACGUUGUAUCGGUUGUUUUUGGUUACCCCGACGCUCCCGGUGUUUGUUUUUGACGCCCUACGGACCCGAGGCACACGAUGGGAUCGGUGCUUUGAUGAAUAAUUUAUGGUAUCUCAGCCCGAGGCUAGCGCUGCUACCACCGACCCUCCGCUGGCUGCGCCUGACGCCGCCUGAACGGGCCCCGAUGGUGGACUAGACGGAACAACGACGACGACGACAUACGGAGGAGAGAAAACACAAAUCAGGCAGUUUUUCGAUACUUGGUGGGCUCCCGUUUCAAAACGCAGAGCCCCGUAGUCAUGUUGAGUCUGUGGGGGAGGAGAGACGGAGCUCCCAGUACUUCGAGGCCGAUCCAGUGUCACUCCAGUUUCAGGUUUAUUUUAUGAGCCUCAGCAAAACACCAACAGACGCUUUUCUGCACAGGGACGCGAACAGACCAUUCUCAUCAAGUUGGUCUUAUUUGGGGGAAUGGCGAGGAUGCUUCUCCCUAAAAAGCCUUACCCAGCCGAAUUGAUUUUUGAUGAUGAAUUGCUGAUCUUCGCAUACUAAGUAUACAUUUUUAUGUCUGAAUUAAUGUUCUAAAAAAGUGUCUACCUCCUUAUUUUGCAUCGGUCAGUGUUCAGAAAACAAAAAAACAAAAAACAAAAACAAAUCUUGAAGCCGAUGAGCGCCGUUUUCACUGUUGAACUGACUUUAAUGCCUCACGUAUCUACCUCAAACGCCAGAUUGUUUCCUACAGAACACAGCAAACCGAUGUGUCCCCAAAUGAAUACCUCAGCCCCAUCGCAGCGCAUGUUGUAAACUGAGCCUGUGUUUCGGUAGCGCCGCAGAUGGCUUCGUUUCCAGACUCAGACCUGCAGACGUGCCCGCUCUGCAAGGAGCUGUGCGGCUCCUCCGCUCCUAUUUCCUCCAACUCUUCUACAUCUUCCUCCUCCUCCCAUACCUCCUCCUCCUCCAGCCAGACCUCCAGGAGGCUGCACGUCCUCCCCUGCCUCCAUGCCUUCUGCAGGCAGUGCCUAGAGGGCCAGCGCAGCCCAGGUGACCCGCUGAAGCUACGGUGUCCCACCUGUGACCAGAAGGUGUCCAUCACUGAGGCUGGGGUGGACUCCCUGCCCUCCUCCAACUUCCUCUUCAGCAACCUGCUAGAUGUGGUGGUGAGCUCCGAGGAGCAGAUCCAGAACAAGAACGGCCACCACCACCGGGGAGGCAUGGGUGUAGGGGGUGGAGGCUCCUCUGGCUUCCACCACCCGCAUGGAGGCCUGCUGCGCCCUCACCAUCUCGGAGAGCCCCAGUGCAGCUCCUGUGAUGAGGAGAACCCGGCCAGCUCCCACUGCCUUGACUGCCAGGAGUACCUGUGUGACAACUGUGUGCGGGCCCACCAGCGGGUGCGGCUGACCAAGGACCACUUCAUCGAGCGGCUGGGGGGCCGGGCCAACGCCAACAGCAACCCAGGCCAGGCGGGGGUGUCGGUGUCUCUGGCCCAGUCACUGCAGAACAACUUUGCCCUGCUCUCCCUCUUCCAGGAUCGCAUGAGCUUCUGCCAGCACCAUGACAGUGAGGUGUUCCUGUUCUUCUGUGAGACCUGCUCGGUGCCUAUCUGCAGGGAGUGCAGCGUGGGGCGUCACAUGGGCCACAGCUUUGUCUACCUCCAAGAUGCCGUCCAGGACUCCAGAGCCAUCACCAUCCAGCUGUUGGCUGAUGCACAGCAGGGACGACAGGCCGUGCAGCUGAGCAUGGAGAAGGCCCAGGCCAUGGCGGAGCAGGUGGAAAUCAAGGCCAAGGUGGUACAGACCGAAGUGAAGGCUAUCGUCCUCAGGCACAAGAAAGCGCUGGAAGAGAGGGAGUGUGAACUACUGUGGAAGGUGGAGAAGAUCCGUCAGGUGAAGGCCAAGUCCCUGUACCUGCAGGUGGAGAAGCUGCACCAGAGUCUGACCAAGCUGGACAGCACCAUCGCUGCCGUCAGCCAGGUGCUGGAUGAGGGACAUCACCUAGAUGUGCUGCUGGCCCGUGAGCGAAUGCUCACUCAGAUCCACGAACUGAAAGCACUCAGGGGCCUGCUGCAGCCCCAGGAGGAUGACCGCUUCAUGUUCACCCCUCCAGAUCAGGCUCUGUACAUAGCCAUCCAGUCCAUGGGCCUCAUCAGCAGUGGAGCCUUUGCCCCCGUCACCAAAGCCCAUGGCGAAGGUCUGAAAAGUGCGCUUCGUGGCAAGCCCGCCUCCUUCACUGUGAUUGGAUAUGAUCACGAUGGAGAGCCACGCCUCUCUGGUGGGGACACAGUGUCUGCCAUUGUAAUGUCAGUUGCUGAUGGUAACCUGACUGCAGCAGAGGUAACGGACCACCAGAACGGCUCAUACACCAUCAGCUACCUGCCAAAGUGUGAGGGGGAGCACCUUGUUUCAGUGCUGGUGUGCAACCAGCACAUCCAGGGCAGCCCAUUUAAGGUGAUGGUGAAGUCAGGCCGAAGCUAUGGGGCCCUGGGCUCCCAGGUGUCGGCCUUUGGGUGUGAAGGAGAGGGAGAUGGCCAGCUGUGUCGGCCCUGGGGCAUCAGCGUGGACAAGGAGGGAUACGUGGUGGUGGCUGACCGUAGCAACAACCGCAUACAGAUCUUCAAGCCUUGCGGUGCCUUCCACCAUAAGUUUGGCUCUCUUGGCUCUCGACCUGGCCAGUUCGAUCGUCCAGCCGGGGUGGCCUGUGACAGUCAGAGACGAAUCAUUGUGGCAGACAAAGACAAUCACCGUGUGCAGGUGUUUACUUUUGAGGGCCAGUUCCUGCUGAAGUUUGGGGAGAAGGGUACCAAGAAUGGACAGUUCAACUAUCCCUGGGAUGUGGCUGUCAACUCUGAGGGUAAGAUCCUGGUUUCAGACACCAGGAACCACCGUGUGCAGCUCUUUGCCCCUGACGGCUCCUUCCUUAACAAGUACGGCUUCGAAGGGGCUUUGUGGAAACACUUUGACUCUCCCAGGGGAGUGGCCUUCAACCACGAAGAUCACCUGGUGGUGACUGACUUCAACAACCACCGCCUCCUGGUCAUCCGACCGGACUGCCAGUCUGCCCGCUUCCUGGGCUCCGAGGGUACUGGGAAUGGGCAGUUCCUGCGGCCCCAGGGUGUUGCUGUGGACCAGGAGAACCGCAUCAUUGUGGCUGACUCCCGCAACCACCGAGUCCAAGUGUUUGAGCCCAAUGGAAACUUCUUAUGCAAAUUUGGCACGCAGGGGAGUGGCUUUGGACAGAUGGAUCGUCCCUCCGGUGUGGCUGUGACGCCUGACGGAGUCAUUGUGGUUGUCGACUUCGGAAAUAAUCGCAUCCUCAAAUUCUAAAGAGUUAUGUAUCUCUAUUUUCUCAUUCUCUUGCUCCAUGCACCCUUCUGCAUCUUUGUUGGUGAAGGAAAUGGAGGAGAGAGAAUGAAUCAACAAACAUAACGGGAGGAGAGUUGAAAGGGAGGAUUGAGAGCAGGUAGAAAUGAAGGGAAAAUAAAACUAUUGAUCAUUAUUUUUUGUUAUAUUAAUAUUCUCUAAAUCAGAUAUCUGUGGUAUGUAUGACAAAGGGGACCUCUACAAAUUGAUAAUCAAUAGAAAAAGAGCCAUUUUUCCCUUCCUGACUCUCAGCUGCUCUUAACUCUCUCUUUAAGUUCUCCUCAAGUAUCCAUCUCAGGGAAUUUCUCACUUUUCUUGAAAUCUUUUAUCCUCUGCUCCAUACCUACCUCAUUUAGCUCUUUAUGAAUGUACUCAUAGUCACUGAGCAGAGGUUUAGUCCGUGAAGUUUUACAAAGAAGAAAAGAAAACGUCUACCUCAAUACUUUAUUUAAGAGAGACAAAAAAGAAUAGACUCUUCAGUUGAUAUUUGCACAGGAUUAAUGGAAUUCUUGCUGUGCAGUUGAAAUAUGAGUAAAAUGAACCUCCUGAAUGUUGUUGCUGAGACAAUACUCAGACCGCUGUAGAGGCUGCAUGAUUCAUUCUGAUAGGUUUUGCUUGGAGAGGAAGCUAGGGUACAGUGGUGUCCUUUGAUAUUUUAGGCUAGUUAGUUGAUCUCCUUUUGCUUAUGCAUCGACCCUUGUCUCUUUGUGGCUCUGUGGAUUAUGUAGUGUCACGAUAGCCCAAGAAGAGUGCUUGAAACGAUGCCAAAAUUGAUAGAAUCAAUAUUAGCUCAGGUCAUGAUAUGAGACUGAUCAAAAUGAUCAGUAGUUUCUAGGCUCUCUGGCUUUACAGGCUAAUUGAUCAUAGUGGAUGCCCAGAUGAAUUCGUUUUAUGAUCGAAAAGUAUAGCGUUAGGGAAAUUAUCCCCAAGAUAAUCCUUGAACUAAUUCCCGAAAUAAGCCCUGUAGUUAACGUUCCCUUUGUAUCCAAAGUAUUCAGUUAUCCAUGUCCCCAACCCCGAUAACUGCCCCGUAAGGCAUGAAUAACAACUAAUGUUUGUGACUUUUCUAAAGUAAAACAACCUAAGUCAUUACUAUCCAGUCUGUUGCAUGAACAACUAACAUGGAAAGAUCAUUAUGCAAGGUGAGCUUUGCCUCCUCCAAAAGGGAGGCCCCACCUAAGGAUUUUAGAGAUAAAUUUUUCAACAUGUGGAUCCAUUCGUGAUCCUAGAAAUUUAAUCAUAUUUGAAUAACACAUUUGUUGAUGAGGCAAGCUGUGCAACAAAAGCCUCAGAAGUAGAUAUGAAAUUUGGCCGUCCAGAGGACUUGAUUAACAUCAUGUAAAGCUUGAUCUAAACAAUCCUUUGGAUUAAGAGUGUGGUUGAAAGCCACUCCAUUUGGCUCUUGGGGCCUAAAAUAUAAUCCAAUCCAUUGAGAGGGCAUGAUCACAAAGCCCUGCCCUAUUUAUUGAUGCUUGGAGUUCAGGAGAGAUCUCCAGAUUGAGUGCUAGUAGACCAGUCCUCUAAAGAUGGAGGUCUAUAGACCAACUAGUGGAGUCAACCAAAGGUAGAAUUUCUGCAUAAUGCCCAAGUGUAGAUUUGGCAUUUAAAGAAAUUACAAAUCCCCUUUAAAGACAUUUUGUUAAAUAAUCAUUGUUGGGAAGUCUAAUGCCCCCAAAACUCACGGAGUUGAGUUCACAGCACUGUCAAUCUUAGGCUUAAAACUACAAGAAUAAAGAUAAAGCCUGCAGGGGUCACAGUGUAUGUUCACGAGUUCUUUUCACAUCUCGCCAAGACAAGGUUGCUAGCCAUGUAAGGCUGGUUCUGAAGGAAGACCACUGUGUCCUGCGUCUGCAGAGAUGUCUGAAGAGAAAAGCAGACCCAAUCUCACAGCACCAAAGAGAACCCCUUUCUCCCCCUGGCCUUUUUUCACCUCAGCCCACCAAAUAAUGCCCGUUAUGCAGUUAAGUCCCAUAUGCUCAUCAGUAGCAAAUGGCCCAUGGGCUCAAAAAAGCAUCUCAAAUUAGUCUUUGUAUCCCAACCUAAUUACCAUUGAAGUUAAUAGAUACUUAGUCUAGACUAACACCUUUGUGGUGCAUGUAUUGUGGGGUUUUGAAUCCCCUUACCCUUUCUCAGUAUGAGUCCCACUGGAAGCACUAGACAAUUAUGGUUCUGUUAGCCACUUCCUUAGCUUAGUAAAGAAUAAUGGGACCUAUUUUAAGAUUCUCUGACUGACACUCACCUCAGAGGAGAGGACCAGUCUGCACAUGAACAGGAUUUACAUCCUCACCAUGGAGAUAUCCUUUACUUCAGUGGUGAUUUUCUUUUUUUUUUUUUUUUUUUUUUCUCGUAUACCUCAGCUCUUGAAUACCUCAGUUAUGUCACAUAUACCUACUGUGUUUGAACUUUCAAAUACCUCAACUUGUAACUCUCAUAUACCUCAUUCUGCAUACCUCAAUUUUUACUCUUCUCUUAUUUAAACAUACCUCAUCAGAUAUUUAUAAAUUACGAAUAUACCUCAUUCUCUGAAUCUUCCUCUGUUACAAUAUUUGUCUCAUACCUCUUGGGCCAAAGAUCUCAGCCGUAGUGGUUCUGUGUUCUGAUGGAAUAAAAGACCCAGUAUGGUCAUUACCCCAUCUUGCAUCCCUGAACAGUUUUCUUGUUCAGUCCACUUUAAAUUGCCUGGUAAACUAUGCCUUUUAUCAUCAAGAAACCAAAUAUUGCAGUCAUGAACAUUGUGCCAAAAAUAUAUAUAUAUACCUGAGAUUUACGUGCCAAACAGGGUUGGCACUUGGACCACACCGUUAUAGACGACAAAUGUCAUUGGACCAUUACAUCAUAGAUGUAAGUGUUAAACAAAUCAGAGUACCUCGGGAUAAUUCCUUUCUCUCUGAUUGGAUGCACUUAAGAGGGCUGGGCCCCAUUUAGCUUUACCUGAUGAUAAUGAACAUGUAUAUUCCACUUGUACUUUGUUACUGUGCGCAUUGUGGGGGUGGGUGGGGGGGGUGGUCUCUUUUAAAGAGUUAAGAACUUCACCAGUCCACCUUUAAAUGCACAAGAAUUACCUCUAAUUUCAGCACAAUUUACCAUUGUUCCACAGCGAGAAGUGUGGAUUUUGAGAUGCUUGGUGUUGGUCAUGGAGGGCUGUAAAUUAUCUUGAAACGAGUCUAAACUCAAUCUUAUUGACAAUGCAAGCUGUGGUUUAAACAAACGCAUCUAUUGAUUGCAGCUAACGCGUGACUAUAAGCCUGUUCAUGAUUUGUUAUAAAGUGGAGAUAUUAGCACAUUAAAGGCAAGCCAGUUGGAGUCCACAGACGCUGCUGCUUUGAACCCAACACUUUGUUCCACCAGUAAGAUCGUUUUUUUGUGUGUCUCAGUAUUACACUAUGAAAUGUUCAGUCAUGUAUGCAUCAGUCUUUUUUUUUUAAAUUAAGGUUGCAGAAUUCUAUCUUUUAAGAUCCUUAGGUCUUCACUCUUAAAGAGGAAAACAUUUAUUUUAAAACCUUUUUGUUUUUCAUUUGUUGCAUGCUUUAAAAGUCCUUGUAUUAUACCGAGGUCUCUCAGAUAGAUGUUGAAAACUCAGAUGGGGUGGGUAGCUGAAUCUUGGGAUUGUUUUUUCAAAAUAUUUACCCAAAGAUGUGUAUGUGUGUUAGGAAUGCGUUGGAUAGAAUUAACCUUUGACCUUUGCGAUUGUAUUUCCUGUUCUCUCGAGGCUCUGCAGAGCACAACCUGUUCGGCCAGCCAUGCCUCGAUUCCUGAGAUGGGAUGCAGGCAGACUGUUGAAAGCAUCAAGUACAGACUGAACAGAUACUGGUGUGCCCCUCAGCCAUUAGUGCUUACCCCUCUUUUACGCCCUCUGAUAUGCAUAUUAUGGAUAGGCACAUUAACAUGUAUUGUCCCGUCACACUCAACUCCUCUGUAGGUGUAGGAAGCUAUAAAGGCGCUGCUUCCUCCUCUGAAUCACUUGGCAUACAUUUCCUUUCAAAGGAGGAUGAAUCCAUAAGGAGGCCAUUUUGUGUUCAACCUAGUUAUAGAAACUCUCGCUGUCUUGUGAGGAAAAGCCAGGUUGUUCCAGCACAAACUUAGCAAGUCAACCUGGCUCCCCCCACAACCCCGUUCAUGUCUCGUAAGAAUACAGGAAGUGUAGUGAUGGCUGCUGAGCACAUGAUUGGUUGACUGCACUCCUGUUGGGCGGGUUUUAUUAGGCCCCUGUGGUUUUGUCCACCGUUUUAUUUCUGGCCUCUCAUGGCUUUAAGAGGAAAAAAAGCAAAACUGCACCAGGUGACGUGUGCAAGGUCAUAGACCUCUUUUAAUGAUUGUAUACUCUAAAGAAAAAAAGUUGGAAAAUUUAGAAAGGAAAAAAAUAAACUCAGGUAGUUCUCAGUGGCCCUGCCCUGCAGGUGUCUCAGUGAAACGUGUCCCGUAGUGAUGUAGUGAUUUUUUUUUUUUUUUUUUGUUAUGACCUCUCAGUGCUAGUCUGAUUCUUUUGUGUUGCAUAUUGUUAUAAACACAUUAUUUCUCAAUCUGAAAAAAAAAAAUAAUGCUUUUGAUUAGUUUCCCCAGAUUUUUUUUUUUUUUUUUUUUUUUGGCCAACUGUUUGUUUCUCUAAACACAAAAGUACAAAUACUCCACACCACUUGAUGCUCAUUCGCCCUUUUAGAAUGUAUUUUUUCCUUUUAGAGAAAAGGGUUGAUUGGGAUCUUGUUGAUGCUCACUUACUAUAUAACCAGCUGCUCGUAGCAAUACAAGACAUAACAGAAGCCACAGAAGAAGAGAAAAAAUCUCUACAGAAAAAAUGUUUGGCUCACUCUUUGUUGGUGCAAAAUGUUCCUCAGCAGUACUUUAUCAGAUGGUUUUGGAACAUGCAGCACGAGCAGAGGUUAGGACAAGAUGGGAAUAAUGUUUGGCUCGGAGGGGAAAUGGCCUACUCACCUCGUCCAGAGUCUCGUUCUGUUCUGUCUUCUGUUCUUACAGCAGCAGGUUGUGUGUCGAGUGUGCGAUGUGUUUGUGCGCUGCAUCUGUGUCGUGGUCGAGCAGAAAUCCACUGAAUGUAUCCUCCUCACAGUCCAAGAGGCGGGGCGAGCCGGCGUGGCCAGCUGAGUUUAGAUGGAUGCUGCUGGCGCUUCCACGUCCAUGCCGUGUGUGUGUGUGUUUCUAGUUUCGAGUUUGCCACCACGACUCCCCUCCCUCUUAACCCCACACACUCAAACACACACACACUGUGCAGAGUGGAAGCGCUGGUGUCAGGUCUUCAGUCUAAAUAAAGCACAGGAGACUAUAAUAUUUUCGGCCACCUGCUGCUCUCCCCGUCUUCUAUGGACUUUAAACAUUUUCUAUGCAGUUUUUUGUUUUUGUUUACACUUAAAUAAACUUGUAUUUCUUUGA